Molecule: messenger RNA, 877 nt
Organism: Sesamum indicum (sesame)
Lineage: Eukaryota; Viridiplantae; Streptophyta; Magnoliopsida; Lamiales; Pedaliaceae
Product: COP9 signalosome complex subunit 8
Biological process (GO): COP9 signalosome assembly; protein deneddylation
Cellular component (GO): COP9 signalosome
Source: RefSeq, a predicted model, not a curated record
UUUUAGAAAAAAAAAAAAAAAAAAGAAAAGAAAGAAGAAGAAGAAGAAGACUACCAUCUCGGGCGAAGCUCCGGUUCCAUUAAUGGAUUUCUCGGCACUCACCGACGCCUUGGCGUCAAAAUCAUACGACCAGAUCGCUAAUAUCUGCGACACCCUCAUGCUUCAGGCUGCAUCGGAGGGCAUCGCUUUAGGGGACGAUUGGCCCUAUGCUAUUCAUCUCCUUGUCCACAUCUAUAUUAACGACAUUAAUAGUGCGAGGUUUUUGUUUAAGGUGAUACCAUCCGCAGUGAAAGAGAGGCAGCCGGAGGUAUUGGCUGCUUGGAAAAUUGGGCAGAGGUUGUGGAUGAAGGAGUACAGUGGUGUUCAUGAGGCCAUUCGUGAGUUUAAUUGGAGUCCAGAGGCUCAGAGCGUUGUGGCUGCAUUCUCAGAACUUUACACUAAGAGGAUGUUUGAAUUGCUGCUUUCUGCUUAUUCAACCAUAAGCAUUCAAGAUACAGCUCUUUUCCUUGGAAUGAAUGAGGAUGAUGCAGCAAACUAUGCAUUACAACAAGGUUGGACUAUGGAUCCUGCAUCUCGAAUGCUCACCGUGAACAAGCAAGCAGUUGCAACAGAGCAGAAGCUGGAUCCCAGUAAAUUACAACGCCUGACUGAAUAUGUAUUCCACCUCAAGCACUAAGCGCAGAAAGUUGGAAGCAUGAAUUACGCGUAAUUAGAGCUCUUGCUAUAAAUGGCGAAAUGUAUCAAAGGUGUUAAAAGCAUGGAUGAUAGAAGAGUAAAUUAGAUUGACAGUGAUGAGUAGCAUCAUCUGGUAUAGAAGGUGUAUCGCGUGUUUUCACCACUUCAUCUAUUACGGUCCAUCCUUCCCUUUAUUUGUUUA